Messenger RNA from Corythoichthys intestinalis (scribbled pipefish), 2578 nucleotides. Its product is annotated as gastrula zinc finger protein XlCGF26.1-like. The transcript has 2 exons. NCBI's taxonomy places the organism in Eukaryota, Metazoa, Chordata, Actinopteri, Syngnathiformes, Syngnathidae. The record is from RefSeq and is a predicted model, not a curated record. Bases 218 to 1792 code for a protein of 524 amino acids.
AUCUACGGAACUAGCAUCUCCAAACCCAUAUGCCUUGUUAACAUCGCUGAGUUAGCUGCUUACAGAGAUGACGAAGGUGGCCAAGUAACAACAUAAUGACAAAUUUAAACAUUUUUAGGGCAAAUUCCCUUGUUAAAUUAGUUGCUUGUUAAAGUUUUGCGGCCUAGCCCAGCUUAUUUCAGUUUAGCCGCUAAGUGCGAGCUCAAAACUGGGGGAAAUGUACUCGAGAAGUACAGCAGCAGUGAAGUUGGAGGAGGAACUUUCUGAAGUAAAAGAGGAGCCACGACCACUUGAUGUUGUUUUUAACAAGCAGCUUCGGGUUGUGCUACACAGAGCAGACGUCACUGAAGCGAAUUGUCCUGAGUGUCAGGUAUACUCUCACGUCAAGGAGGAGGAGAAGGAAAGGUAUUUACCGGUAAACAUUAAAGAGGAAGAGGAUGAGCAUUUAAUCCAGGUUCGUCACCCUCACGGUGAGGAGCAGCCGCGAUCCCCCGGCAUCAAAAAGGAGGAAGAGUCGCCAUAUGUCAAAGAGGAGCAGGGGAACUUCUUGAAGAGUGAAGAUGAAGUUCCAAUUUGGUCGAGUGGAUGGGCAGAGCCUCUAAGCAGCGACAUCUUGACAGAAGGUGAUGGCGACCACAGUGGCAUAUCAUCAGGAAACGGCCACGUAGCGCAACUAACAGGAAGUGACCAUGUGACAUCACAGUUGCCUCACACUGAUGAUGAUGAAGAGUGGGAAAGUCACAAGAAGGUUCACAGUGACAAAAGAUGGAAAUGCUCUCAGUGUGGGAAAACAUAUUGUAGAAAGUAUGGGUUGAUAAGUCAUAUGAGAAUACACACUGGGGAGAAACCUUUUGUCUGCUUGGUUUGUGGUAAAAGAUUCACUGAAAAGGGAAACUUAAAAAGUCACACAAAAAUACACACUGGGGAGAAACCUUUUGUCUGCGCGGUUUGCGGUAAACGAUUCGCUGAUAAGGGAAACUUAACAAGUCACACAAGAAUACACACUGGAGAGAAACCUUUCCCCUGUUCAGUUUGUGGCAAAAGAUUUGUUCAGAAGACGCAGUUAAAGAGUCACACAAGAAAACACACCAGGGAGAAACCUUUUUCCUGCUCAGUUUGUGGUCAGGGCUUCGCUAGCAGUAGGAGUUUAAAAUCACACGCGAGAAUGCACACGAGCGAAAAAACUUUCUUCUGCGGGUUUUGCAGUCAGCACUUCACUCAUGGACGAAAUUUCAAAGAACACACAAGAAUUCACAUGAGGGAUAAACCUUUCUCCUGCUCCGUUUGUGGGAAAAGCUUCGCUCUGAAGGAGCACUUGCAUAAGCACACGAGGAGACACACUGGGGAGAAACCUUUCUCCUGCUCAGAUUGUGGUCAACGCUUCACUGAAAAUGGAACUUUAAGAAGACACAUAAGAACGCACACUGGGGAGAAACCUUUUUCCUGCCCGCUUUGUGGUAAAAAAUUUGCUCAGGCGACAACCCUAAAACGUCACACAAUGACACACACCAAAGAGAAACCUUUCUCUUGCUCGGUGUGUUGUCGAGUAUUUGCCCAGAAGCAAUCCUUAAAAAUUCACGAAAAAACACACACGAGGGGGAGUUUUUUUUCCUGCUCAAUUUGCGGUCUAUGCUUCAAUUACGAGGGAAACUUAAGAAGACACUCAAAAACACACAUUGUAGAAAAACCUUUCUCCUGCUCAACUUGUGGUCUGGGAUUCUUUUACAGCUUUCAGGUUAAGGACCAUGAGUGUGUUGGUAGCAAUGCAGUGAUCAAUGAAGGUUCUUCCUAGUUCUGGUAAUAAAUGGUCAUUCCUAAAUUCAUGUCAUAUGUUUUGCAUUUAUAUGUAUUUGUUUUGUUGUCCUUUGCUCUCUACUAGACAUGUGCCGAUUACCGGUUUCAAGAUAUACCGUGGUAUGAACACGUCAAGGUUUCAAAGCCGCAAAAAUUUGCCGUCAUGUCGUCCCUAAGGUUUUAGCUACUCUUUAUGCCCCAAAAAUGCAUGGAGAAAUCCUUCGCUUGCAGCUGCAAGGCUCAACCCUCCCCCACCGGUUGUUGCUCAGUGUCAGUGAGUCAGCUGUGCUACACGAUUGCUGGAGAUGGUGAAACUCUUGAUUUUUUUCCUCCACUGGAAAAAAAAAUGAAAUCAUUGGUAUGGGAAUACUUCGGCUACAGACGGCCGCAGCUUAGAGAAGGAGCGCCAACCGACACGUAAAACAUAUUUGCGGAACGUGGCUGCUGGAGAAGCAAUACCUCCAAUAUGACUUUGCAUUAAUACAAAAUUAAAGGUUAGUAAACACUGUCGUGAAGGUUUCCCACCAGCUAAGAGAGUUAACUCCAGUGUGUUUAGUGUGUCUAGCGGUGGUAAAACGUGGUGUUUUUUGGUCUCUGUUGAGAAAGAGUGUGUAUACUGUAAACAUGACACGAGUAAUACACACGUGUUUUUUAUGGAAAAUAAUUCAAUUAUUUUUGUUCUGAUGUUGAGCUGUUCCCUUGAGUUUAGGCUCACCUAAUGGACAGCAUUUAUUUCAAUUUUAUUUAGAAUUUAUAUAUUUUUGUCAAAUAAAAUCCUGUUAAG